GCGCGCCGCGGGUUGCGUUCAUAGCUCACUCCAGGCAGCGGAGGGCUGCGGCGGAAGGUCUGCGUUGCUGUAUCCCCGCUCUCAGGAGCUGCUCCGCCAGCGCGGGUUCGGCUGCUUAGGUGGAGCUGGAAAGGGGCGAGAAAGGAGGGACUACUUUCCGCUGGGUGCGCGCCUGCGCAGGACGGCAGCGCGGGGGCGCGGCAGGACACGCGGGCACCGCCUCGCCUGCCGCCGGCACGAAGGGUGCUGCGUCCCGGGGUGAGAUCGCUGCGCGCAGCAGGACCGCGCGGGGAGCUGCGGUCGCCAUUUUGCAGCGGUUGUGGGGGACGCCGCGCGUGUGCUCCCGUGUGCCCGGCCCGGCCCCGCGCCUCUCGCCAGCCGCUCUCCGAGCCCCGGCCCUCCACCGCCGCAGCCAUUGCCGACCUUGCUAUGUCCGGAGGGGGCGUGAUCCGCGGCCCAGCCGGCAACAACGACUGCCGCAUCUACGUGGGGAACUUACCCCCCGACAUCCGCACCAAGGACAUCGAGGAUGUUUUCUACAAGUACGGGGCCAUCCGCGACAUCGAUCUCAAGAACCGCCGCGGGGGCCCACCGUUCGCUUUCGUCGAGUUUGAGGACCCCAGGGACGCGGAGGACGCCGUCUACGGGCGGGACGGCUACGAUUACGAUGGAUAUCGCCUCCGCGUGGAGUUCCCUCGGAGCGGCCGGGGUACCGGCAGAGGAGGCGGCGGCGGCGGUGGAGGCGGAGCCCCUCGGGGCAGGUACGGCCCCCCGUCCCGGCGCUCAGAAUACAGAGUGAUCGUCUCGGGGCUGCCUCCAAGUGGAAGUUGGCAGGAUUUAAAGGAUCACAUGCGUGAAGCAGGUGAUGUAUGUUAUGCUGAUGUUUUCCGAGAUGGCACUGGUGUCGUGGAGUUUGUGCGGAAGGAAGAUAUGACCUACGCUGUGCGAAAGCUGGAUAACACUAAAUUUAGAUCUCAUGAGGGAGAAACUGCCUACAUCCGUGUUAAAGUUGAUGGCCCAAGAAGCCCAAGCUAUGGAAGAUCUCGGUCCCGCAGCCGUAGUCGUAGCAGGAGCCGUAGUCGAAGCAACAGCAGAAGCCGCAGUUAUUCCCCACGGAGAAGCAGAGGAUCUCCACGCUACUCUCCCCGCCACAGCAGAUCCCGAUCUCGUACAUAAAUGCUCACUAGCUCUGAUCUUUUUGUAGAAGCCCAUGUUGUACACAGUUUUCCUUUACUUAGUACAGCCUCUCAUUAUUAUUUUCCUCCCUUUUUUUUUUUAAUUUUUAUUUUAAAAUUCCAACUGUUUUAUCCAAAUUGGCUGAAGUGUUGAAUUGCAUUCUUGUGUAAAAUCCCUAGUGAGUAUUUGCUCCUUAACAUCAAACAUUCCCCUCACGUCUUUGGUAAAUUGUAUUUUACUUGCUGUCAGUCAGGAUUGUUUCGAUUUAGUUCUAGCUAAAUACCAACACUCUCCGACCCGUGGUACCGCUGUGUAAAUGUCUCAGUGUUCAGCUGGGGAUGUUGGGGUGUUUGUGGCUAACUUGUCUCUUCUGGGGGAUCUUAUAUUUUAUCUUGCCUUUUCGUGUGUCUUUCUGUAGACAUAUCUGAAGAGAUGGAUUAAGAAUGCUUUGGAUUAAAGGAUUGUGGAGCACAUGUCAAUCAUUUUAGGAUUGUCAAAAGGAGGAUUGAGGAGGAUCAGAUCAAUAAUGGAGGCAAUGGUUUGGAUUGGAGAGGGCUCACUGGAUCCCAAUCCUUGGAGCUGGAUCAUUGGAUUCAAAUCAUAAUGUGGAUAGGAUAGGGAGGCUGAAUUACAAGGAUUCAUGGAGCGGGAUCAAAUUACCAGGAACAUAGGAGUGGAUUCCUGCCCCAACCAAACCGCAUUGAUGUGGAUUUUUUUAUUCAUCUUAAUUGGCUAUUCCAAAGAUACUCUUUUUUUUUUUUUUUUUUUUUGGUUUUUUGUUCCCAUUUUUGACGAUUGGAGCCCUUAAGAUGCACGAUGGAGUUUUUCAUAUUUUUGGUAAAAGGAGCAAAGCGAGGACCUGGAGAGGUACGCUGGAGCAAUCUCCUUGGAAGGAUUCAGCACGAGUAGAUGGUAAACAUUAAAGGGGAAAAAGGGGGGUUUGUUUAAAAAAAAAAAAAAAGUCAUUUCUCUAAAUUUAAAGACAAAAAUUGGAGUUAAAGACUAAGUAGGUUUUCAAUUGGCUCUUGUCUUUUUUUUUUUUCUUUGACAAAUAAAAUUUAUACAAAAACA
Pogoniulus pusillus (Red-fronted tinkerbird) is the source of this 2247-nucleotide messenger RNA. RefSeq names its product serine and arginine rich splicing factor 1 (gene SRSF1). The record is from RefSeq and is a predicted model, not a curated record. Gene Ontology annotation, molecular function: mRNA binding. Bases 430 to 1176 code for a protein of 248 amino acids. Gene Ontology annotation, cellular component: nucleus; cytoplasm. Lineage: Eukaryota; Metazoa; Chordata; Aves; Piciformes; Lybiidae. The transcript has 5 exons.